GUUUCUGAAGACGAAUCCUCUCUCGAAGUAAUGACGAACUCAAGAAUGAUGUAUUCUGCACUGAGUUUUCUUCUAUCAGUGGCGUUUGCCGCCGGUACUCCUAUGUUGGCGGAUAAUUUUCAUGACUCGGAGCUGAAGCAACUAUUCGGAGUGGACAAUCUCCACGAUGCUCCCGAGUAUGAAAUUAUUUACCCAAAGUACGUAACUGAUGACGUGACACGAGGCAUAUGCAGCGAUGCUAUUGUUGGAGAUUCACUCAAUAUAAACAUAGACGCCUUUGGUAACAACCUCAAGUUGGUCGUGCACCAAGACUCCAGCCUCUUCUCCGAAGACUUUUACGCAGAGAAGAUUCAGGAGAAUGGACAACCGGUUCCUUUGUCAGUUCGCACAGAUUGCUUUUACACGGGGGAGGUGGAGUCGGAACCAGACUCUAUGAUUAGUCUGUCAACCUGCUCCGGCCUGAAUGCGAUAGUUUACCAUGCCAAUGGGCCAACGGUUAUCGAGCCACUCACCCAUGAUACAGACAACAGUAGAGGGCGUGCUCACGUUGCCUACAAACAAAGAUCGGGACGCACCUUUAACUGUGGCACUUCUGUGGAUUUUAGUCAAGGGGUAAGGUCUCCAUCUAAAAAGAAUACGGUCCAUCAAGAAGCUCAAAAAACACUGGAGCUUGGAGUUUUCGUCACAGAUGACAACAGCGACAAGACAGAAGCUGCAACUCUCACGGUUAUUCAAGCGAUCAAAGUGUUCAUGGAGAAACCAUCCCUCGGGACGACCUUGAAACUCAAAUGUGUGUCUCUGAUCAUCUUUGGCGGUGACGGCCCUGCUGUUCCUGCAAACCCAUACAAGGCAUUAAGGGAACUCGGUAAUGACCAGUUGUCUCGCAAUGUAGAGGAUGACGCCGACCCCAAACAUUGGGACAACGCGCUUUACUUGGUCGGGAAAAAGAUGUUCGAUGCUCGCGACAGACACGUCCAAGGGAUUGCCCAUAUAAAUGCAGGAGGUUACGAUCUGAAGGCGGUUGCAAUCGCUACAUGGGAUACUGGAGUUGCAGAAGUAGCUGCCCAUGAAUUGGGACACAAUCUUGGCAUGAGACACGAUGGAGCGGACAACACUUGCCCAAGGAGUGGCUUUAUCAUGACGGUAGGGGGCGAGCUAGGAGCUACGGAAUGGUCGACCUGUAGCAAAGCUGAAUUCGACACCAGAAUGGGCGAAACAACUGUGUAUGAUGAUUAAACAUGAAGGUUAUCUUCGCUACGAGAUUCUACGGAUCCUUGCUUAUUGAUUCCGACUUCAAUAUGUGAGAUAAUUAAUUUUUGUUUUGGUUCUGUAGUCCUUAAAAGCUCUAGCAUUUAUUUUCCUUAGGUUAUCGCGGUCUUAUUUAACAUGAAGCAGACUAUACAGCCCCAUUUAAAGACAGGAUAUACUUUAAGUAUUAAAUGGCAACAGACCAGUCCUCACUUGAUGUAUCGCAACAUGAAAACAGAUUAUAAAAAACCUGUAAAAUUUGGGCUCAUUUGGUCAUACCAUUUUGCCACCAAAUUUAAAAAGGAAACAAAAACCAAAAUGUUACAGAGAAUGUGUGCUUCUAGAUGCCUUACAAAAGGCUUCGUGUCUCAUUCCUUUAUUUGAGAUUCAUAUUUUAUUUUUUUAUUUUUUUUUGGGGGGGGGGUUUAACACUUACCCCUUAUUCUAAAAAACUACAUUACUUCAAGUAGUCGUUUCUAUGUUUUAUUAAUAACAGCUUUCAUGUGCUCAUUAUUAAGUGAAUUUUCACACUCAUUAAUUUGUGGAGUAAUAAUCAAAGAAAACCACGCCUUUAUUUUAAUAGUAAAUUUACAAUUAUACGAAUCAGGAUACAAAUUGGAAAACAGCCUCAAAGUGUUUUAAAGAUUUAUAAAUAAAUAGAAAGAACCAUCUAAUACAUCGCCUGUGUUUCAUCAAGAUUAAAUAUGUUAUGGUUAGACCAGAAUGUUAGAAAAACAAAAUAUUAACAAUCUUGUGCCUUACAAAUGAUGUAUUUUAAUUACUAUUAACACAAUAUUACAUUACACAAAAUGCGAAACAAGUAAACACAGUAAUCAUGUGUCAAUAAUGACUGCGAUCAAACAUUUGCAUUUGUAGAACUUUAUUUAAACUAAUUAAAUAAAAAUUCAAAGGUGGAGGUAUUUAAAUAUUGGUGUCAGUGGAUAAAUUAAAAUAAAUAAAUUAGAAUAAAUUAAAAUUAUAAUGCAACAAA
Messenger RNA from Asterias rubens (European starfish), 2239 nucleotides. RefSeq names its product A disintegrin and metalloproteinase with thrombospondin motifs adt-1-like. The transcript is spliced from 10 exons. Gene Ontology annotation, molecular function: metalloendopeptidase activity. The coding region runs from base 31 to 1236 and encodes 401 amino acids. NCBI's taxonomy places the organism in Eukaryota, Metazoa, Echinodermata, Asteroidea, Forcipulatida, Asteriidae. The record is from RefSeq and is a predicted model, not a curated record. Gene Ontology annotation, biological process: proteolysis.